AUGGAGCAACACCUUUCUGGCGCCGACUCACCGCGAAAGCGCUUGAAGAUUUCAGAUCACCAAGCUGUCGUGGCCCCCGGCGCACCGGCCACUGCUGACCUCCAAGCAGCGCCUACGGCAGAUGCGCAGGCAUUGAAAGAGGCGGAAGUUGGGAUUACGGGAUUCGUUUGCCCUGAUUUACCUGGGUUUUCGGGCAUCUUAAAAAAGAGAUACACCGAUUUCCUUGUCAAUGAAAUCCUCCCAUCCGGCCAGGUCUUACACCUGCAGGACCUUAAGGUGCCCGCGUCGUUGAGACCAGACUCGCGAGAGCUUUCGGCGCAGAAGGCGAGUGAACCACCAAACGAAACCCCCGCCCAGCCAACGACGGAGACUGUGUCAGAACCGCGGCAGCAGAACGAUGGGACCUCCGACGCGGUCGUCGAAGCGGCAGAAACAACGGCUGCCGCUGACAACGGGCAAUUGGAGUCCCAGAUCUCGGAGCAGGACCAAAAGCUCUUGGAGCAGUAUCUAGGCGCAGAUGUCACGGCAAAGGUUGUUAAGCUGUAUGGUCGUGCACUUGCCAAACCGCACCUGAAAGCUGGCGAUCUAGGCCGUGUGAAAUCCGAACCCGUCCCCGAGAAGGAUACGAGGACCAUCGUCCACCAGGCUCUCCGACGUAUAUUUGGCGGCCGGAUAGAAUCCUCAACCGAAAGCGACAACUCUCUACUCCUUUCCCCUGUUCCUAUUAAAAGGCUGAAAUCCCAGAUGAAGGGCGGUGUCGCGGACAACCGGAGAGGCAAGCUGGGUUGGAGUGAAGUUGGCGGCGAGUACCUACACUUCACAGUCUACAAGGAGAACAAGGAUACCAUGGAAGUUAUGAAUUUCCUAGCUCGCCAGUUGAAACUCGGCAUCAAAGGACUCAAAUUUGCGGGAACAAAAGACCGACGGGGUGUCACGGUUCAGCGGGCGAGCGCGUUCCGUCUCGAUGCUGGUAGAUUGGCCAAUAUGAAUCGCACGCUGCGCAACGCCGCAGUGGGGGACUUCAAAUAUGAGAAGCAAGGGCUGGAACUGGGUGAUUUGGGCGGAAAUGAAUGUUACCAUUCGACCUCAGGGGAGCAUGCGAAUGCAUUCUACAUUGCACCCCAGAGAGUCUGGAUGCGGCGCAAGGCAGCGGCGCGCCGGCGAGGACAUCUGAUGGGUCCGGACGAUAUCUUGCGAGCAGAGGCGAUUCACGUUUUCCAGUCGACUGGCGAAGUUGGCCCAGCAUUGGCGAAAAUGCCGAGGAAGUUCACGGCCGAGUCAGCAAUCAUCAAGCACCUUGGCCGGAAAAAGAAUGAUUACUUGGGCGCUUUACAGACGAUCCCGCGGAAUCUGCGGCUGAUAUAUGUGCAUGCUUACCAGGCUCUCGUUUGGAACCACGCCGCCGGAGAGCGCUGGCGAUUGUACGGCGACCGCGUCGUCGAGGGCGACCUGGUGCUGAUCCACGAGUUCAAGGAGACCGACGAUUCCAGAGCUGCGAUGGCGGAAGAGGUGGAUGCGGAUGGCGAAGCUAUCGUCUUGCCCAACACCAACGACAGCGCUGUUUCCGCCGACAGCGUGUUCGAGCGCGCCCGGCCCCUGACCAGUGAAGAGGCGGGGAGCGGCAAAUACACGAUUUUCGAUGUCGUGCUCCCGCUUCCCGGAUACGACAUCAUCUACCCUCCGAACCAAUUGACGGAUUUCUACAAGACCUUCAUGGGCAGUGAGCGGGGCGGUAAACUCGACCCGUUCGAUAUGCGCAGGCAGUGGAAGGACAUCAGCCUCAGCGGCGGGUAUCGGAAGAUUCUCAGCCGGCCAGGUGCGGACUAUUCAUUCGAAGUGAAGCAGUAUACGGACGACAAUGAGCAGUUCAUCAAGACUGACCUGGAGCGGAUCCGCGAGAAAGCCAGCGAUGCGCAGGGCGAGUCGAACAAUCAACAGCAGAGCGUCCAGGAUGAGCAGAUGGACGCUGCAAAGGAGAAGAAGCUGGCGGUGGUGAUCAAAUUCCAGCUCGGUGCGAGCCAGUAUGCUACAAUGGCGCUGAGGGAGCUGAUGAAAACUGGGGGCGCCAAAGAGUACAGGCCAGAAUAUGCGGGUGGAAGGCGAUGA
Molecule: messenger RNA, 2106 nt
Organism: Uncinocarpus reesii 1704
Lineage: Eukaryota; Fungi; Ascomycota; Eurotiomycetes; Onygenales; Onygenaceae
Exons: 4
Coding region: 1-2106 (701 amino acids)
Biological process (GO): pseudouridine synthesis
Cellular component (GO): nucleus
Molecular function (GO): RNA binding; pseudouridine synthase activity
Source: RefSeq, a predicted model, not a curated record